Molecule: messenger RNA, 1221 nt
Organism: Symbiodinium natans
Lineage: Eukaryota; Dinophyceae; Suessiales; Symbiodiniaceae
Source: the annotation of a GenBank genome assembly
AUGGUGCUGGGCAGCUUGAGUCGACUCAGCCAACCACCAAGACAGGUUUGGCGCAGAGGCAGUCAAGGAUUUGGCAACCAGCGACGUGCGGCCAAAGCUGUUGCCGCCGUUUUCCACGAGGUUGGCAAGCCUUUCGAACUUCAGGAGGUCCCCCUUCCUGAGAAGCUGAAUGAAGGCGAGCUUCUGGUGCGGAUGGAGGUUGCAACGAUUUGCGGCAGCGAUCUGCACACCGUCAGUGGCAAGAGACAAGAGCCAAUGCCGCUGGUCUUGGGCCACGAAGGUGUGGGGGUCAUCGAGAGAAUUGGUAGUGACAUUUUCAGUGGCAGCCGUCCAAGGCACCGUGGCUGGAAGUUGCAGGAAGGUGACAGGGUUACCUUCAGCGUCGCGGACUCCUGCGGCGUAUGCCCAGAGUGCACCUUGCACAAGUUGCCGCAGAAGUGCGUUUCUUUGAUGAAGUAUGGGCACGCACGCAUGUCGGAGGGAACUGGCCUGAACGGCACGUACGCAACGCAUGUCCUGCUGCGCCCAGGGACUCAUGCAGUGAAGGUCCCCGACACAUUGAGCUCGCGGGUGUGUUCUCCGGCGAACUGUGCCCUUGCAACCGUCGUCAAUGCCCUGGACAUGGCCAGGCUUCCGAGGUACGGCUCCAACAAGAGUGCCGUCGUACAAGGUGUGGGGCUUCUCGGCAUCUACGCCGUUGCGUGGUUGAAGAAGCGCGUGGGCAUGGACAGUGUCUUCUGCCUCGACACGCAGCCGGAACGCCUGAAAACGGCUGUGCAGUUCGGCGGCAUUCCUCUACUGGUCUCAGGUGGAGAGGAGGAGUUCUGGGAGCGGCAGCGCUCCAUACGUGAACGGUACCCGCACGGAGUCGAUGUCGCUGUCGAGAUGACUGGGGCCAAAGGUGUAAUCCACGAGGGUGUGCAGCUGCUUCGCAACGGCGGGCAUUAUUCGUUUGCAGGUAUGGUACACCCUGAUUCUCAGCUUUCUGCGCUGACUGGGGAGACCAUCAUUAAGAAGUGCCUCACCAUCCGCGGCGUGCACAACUACACCCCGUGGAACCUCGAAGAAGCGGUCAAGUUUUUGAAUGAGUACCGUGAGGAGCUUCCAUUAGAAUCUGUUCUGUCGCCCUCGAGCUACGCCCUGUCGCAGAUCAACGACGCCUUUGCUGAGGCUUUCUCGGGCUCCUACUGCCGCGUGGUGGUAAACUGCCAAGACAUCUAA